UUCUAGUCCCCUUGAAAGAGCAAGCUGAGAAAUUUCUCUUCAGGCAGCUCCUGACAUCACAUCCUUUCCACUAAGAGGGUCCUACUUCAUCAGCCACCAAACUAGUCUCUGUUCAUCUGUGCCGCCUUUGAAGACAACUUGCAAAAAGAGAAAAUGGACAGAUUUUUUUCUUUCCUGUGGCCCCUUAGUCUGAUUCCAUGGUGCUGCUGCUGGUCCCAAACUAUGUUGGAAAUCAAGAUGAUCAGUCAUCCUCCCCAAGCCCUUAAUACCAAAGUGGAAUUGAAAUGUGAGACCACCUACAUGGAUGCUGGGGUGUUCUGGAUCCGUCAUAAACGGGACUACAGUACUGACUUCAUCUUACAUGUCUCUGCAAGGUCCAAAAUGACACCGGAACGUGUCACAGGCUACAAAUCAUCAAAAAAGUCUACCUUCUACCAGCUAACUAUUCCCAGCUUCAAGGAGGAGAAUCAGGGUAUCUAUCAGUGCGUUCUUUUCCGCAACCAGGCCCUGCACUUCAGUUCAGGCCUCCAAGUGUACCUGCCAGAGCGCGCAACCCAGGCUCCCACCAUCCCACCUCAGGUUUCAACUCACAGCAAAGGACUGAUAAACAAAGAAACCAUGGAAUGUCCAGAUUCCACAGCCCCAGAUCCACGUGAUGGUACGAUGUUCCCCUGUGAGAUGUACAUCUGGGCUCCCUUAGCUGGUGGUUGUUUCCUUCUGCUCGUUAUGUUGGUGAUAACCCUGUUGGUGUGCUAUGAUCCGAGAAGGAGGAGGAGGAAAUGCAAAUGUAAAAGGCCUCUGAAAGGAACCAAUGGGACGCUCGCUUUGCCACGCUAGACCAUGUAACAGCACUGGAGCAUUUCAACUGGAUUUCCACUUUGCCCUCUCACUGUAUCGUACCCUUGAACAUUACAAAGACUGUUGCGUGCUCAUAAUAGCCCUGUGCUUCCUACCAAGGGUGAAUGCCUUAGCCUUACAGCUUUUGGGGAAUACCUUUCUCCACCUGCUGUAUGUUGGAUGAAUUUACUCUGGAUUAGGAAACUGACCCCAUAACAGUUUACUUUAAGGGGAGGCGGGGUGGGGGACAAAAUGUAAGGAUGUCUAAUAGAUCUUCAUCUCACAAUCAACUUGGUUGUGUGCAUGGUAGAAAAGUAACAAGCCAAAGACAUUCAACAACAUUUACUAUCUGGAUAGACAGUUUAUUGGGGAACAAAGUGGAGCAUUAUGCUGCGUUCUGUAUCCAAUAAUAUCAUGCUAGACUUGUUGCAGCU
This is a messenger RNA of Rhineura floridana, 1271 nucleotides long. RefSeq names its product CD8 subunit alpha (gene CD8A). The coding region runs from base 154 to 837 and encodes 227 amino acids. The record is from RefSeq and is a predicted model, not a curated record. Lineage: Eukaryota; Metazoa; Chordata; Lepidosauria; Squamata; Rhineuridae. The transcript has 6 exons.